GGUUAUAUCCGGAUAAGAACACUCCACGUCUACGACUUUGCUUUUGACGGAUGUUCGCCGUUCGGAAGACAUCGAUUCGACAUUCUCCGAACCCCACCAUGGCCUAUCAAGGAAGAGUGGCAGAGCUUUACUCUGUAGAAGGUCCAGUUCUCGAGCCUCUGUCACUGGCUGCAAGAGGCAGUGGCGGAGGCGUGUGCUACGACCGUGCUUUUCUUGCCAGAUCUUCUCGGCACACACUUUUUUACAUCUUCUCCGAGACAUCGUACCGUCUUGAAGCUCAGGGCCGAAUCUUUGAAUUGUUUCUGUUUGUGGGCAAGCCUCGACCGGGAGAAAUUUGGACUGAUCGAACUUCGGGAUCCGAAAGCUGAAUUGGAGUCUGCUUCUGCAAGACCAGCCUGAGCGCGAUACACCCACAAUGCAGGCGUUAGGAACCUUGUCUGUCUCUCAUCGACCAAUCAGCCUGCCAAAUGUGCGUGCGGUGAUAGCAGAGCCCUCGGGGGAGCCUGCGCCGAUGGGACAGAAGACCAAGUACAACGAUUCAUUUUUUGACAAAAUGUUCAUGGGAAUCUUCACUACCAAAAUGGAAGAAGUCACAGGAAAGAAAACUGAACUCGAUGGCUACGAAGGACUCGUUGAGAUUUCCAGAAAAGUUAUGCAGGGCAGAACACCCCUACAGCAGCGUGCAGCUGUUCGUCAGGUUUUAAUGUCAACUUUACCACCUGGAGCCCCAGAACAAUUCAGGAAGCUAUUUCCACCGACAAAAUGGUCUGCAGAGUUCAACGCUUUCAUCACUAUUCCUGUCUUCAAGUGGCUGGUGGGGCCAUGCGAUUUACAGGACGUGGAAGUGAAUGGGGUUAUGCAGAAAAGUCUCGUUAAGAUCAAAAAGUGCAGGUAUCUGGAAAAUAGCGGUUGUGUUGGCAUGUGCGUAAAUAUGUGCAAACUUCCAACUCAGGACUUCUUCACGAAAGAAUUUGGUCUGCCAUUGUCAAUGACUCCAAAUUUUGAAGACAUGAGCUGCGAAAUGGUGUUCGGUAAAAUGCCAGCACCGCUAGAUGAAGAUCCUGCCUUCCAACAACCAUGCUUCGAAGCCAUUUGUACAAUGGCACAACCAAAAAGUCCUGUCUGCCCCAAGCUCAAACCGGCCACGGAAAGCGUCCAAACAGACUCAGUACUUGCAUGAGGUUUUCACCUUUUCAUAUGUACAUACACUAGCCUUGCGUUGGCACACCACAAAGAGGGCUUCAAUGUUCGAUAAGCAUCCUCGUCAUGUAUUUGACAAACUUGUACUAUAAAAAUUAUUUUUUAAGGAUCCUCAAUCGCAAACCACACACGGUUGGGAGACUUGUUUAUCCAACAGUCAGUCACCUGCUGUUUAUAUGGAUUUGUACUUUUCAAUCGCACACACUGAUGGAAAAUUGUAAUGUAUGUACUGUAGUAACAACUGUCCCGUUGCUGCAAACCAGUGUCCACAUAUCUGAUGGACACAAAGUACUGCUUUAUAUAUAAUCCCAAGGAUUGCAACCCUAAAUGUGCUCUACAUAUCUCUACAUAUAACCGCCGCUGUGAACAUCCAGCAAAUUUUCAAGCUCCAAGCUUGCCUCCCAUAAGAACACGCUUCAAUCACUCGGAUUGUCAACAAACCGAACGAUCCACGGACACAACUCCCAAAAAGAAGAAUCCAGCAACGAGGCGAAGGAUGUGUGAACACUGCAGUCUCUUACGGAGAUAAGAACAUUAGACCCAGAAUAGUUCCAUAUGAUGCACAUCAAAGCCGGCUGUCGCAGACUCUGAUGUAUCACCUCGAGUGAGGCGCUAUGGCCACAUAAUUCAGCAUUAUGCGACGACGAUCCACCUUAAUUAUUCACC
Marchantia polymorpha subsp. ruderalis is the source of this 1866-nucleotide messenger RNA. Lineage: Eukaryota; Viridiplantae; Streptophyta; Marchantiopsida; Marchantiales; Marchantiaceae. The record is from the annotation of a GenBank genome assembly.